This is a messenger RNA of Bacidia gigantensis, 705 nucleotides long. RefSeq lists its product as uncharacterized. The transcript has 3 exons. The record is from RefSeq and is a predicted model, not a curated record. NCBI's taxonomy places the organism in Eukaryota, Fungi, Ascomycota, Lecanoromycetes, Lecanorales, Ramalinaceae. The coding region runs from base 1 to 705 and encodes 234 amino acids.
AUGGCACCACAAACCUGGUUCAUCACGGGCGUCUCCUCAGGCUUCGGCACCGAAAUGGCCCUUUCAGCCCUCUCAGCCGGCGACCACGUCAUCGGCACCGUCCGCUCCACCCCCUCGCGCAGCAAAGCCGCCUCCUCCGCCUCCGCCGUCUCCGCCAUCGAGUCCAAAGGCGGCAAGAUCCUCCACCUCGACGUAACAGAUUCCCCCGCCUGCUCCAGCGUGUUCAAAGAAGCCGAGUCUAUCUACGGCCAGGUCGAUGUUCUGUUUGCUGUUGAAGGUCUCUCCGAGUCCCUAGCCCGCGAAACAGCCCCCCACAACACCCGCGUCCUCCUCGUGGAGCCAGGCGCCUUCCGCACCAAUUUCCUCUCCGCUUACGUCCUGCCCAAAACGCUCGGGAACAAGUACGCGCCCGUGAACGGCGUGUUGGAGAAGUUCAAGGGCGCGAAGGGGAUGCAGCCUGGUGAUCCGGCUAAAGCGGCUGCGAGGAUUGUGGAGGCUGUUAGGGGGACGGGGAUGGUGGAGGGGUGGGGUAAGAAGGGGUCGGGAGAUGGGAAAGCGAUGGGGGUAGGGGCGGUGGGGGUAGGGCAGGUGCUGAGGUUGCCGCUGGGGAAAGAUAGUGUGGAGAGGUAUGAGGUGAAGAUUGAGGCCUUGAAGGGAGAUUUGGAGAUGGUGAGGGAGGCGGCUGUUAGUACGGAUUAUGAUUGA